ACUAACUCUUCAAACAGACCAUCACAAACUCAAACACUGCUCGCCUACCCUGUGCCGCACCUCCAAACAACAUUCAUCCGUCAAAUCGCAACGACAAGCCUCUUGCGGACACAACAAAGAUGGAGGAUAUCUUGGCACGUUUGAAGCUGAAUGAUGCACGCAAGUCCAGUCAUGAAAACGCCUCACUUGACCGUCUCCUCACCAAUCUUCAAGACCAAAACAAAGCUCUGAAGAGACAAGAGGAGGAAAUCAAGAACGAUUGUGGCUCCGAUGGACAUCGACCUGUUUCUUGCGGUGGUUCUGAUAACUCUGACAGAGGAGUUACAACUGCUCUUUCGUCCAAAGCUGAAAUCGUUGGUCCGGCUAUUUCGAUGUCCACUGCCAAAGCAGACGCUGCUGAGAUUGCCCGUGUCAAGCAAGAACUCGAGGAUGCUCGAUCUCUCAUCUCUCGCCAAGCGCAAGAACUUGCUGAGACUCGUACGUUGAAGCAGACCAUGGACCAAGCUAUGGGACCACCUUCGGAAAUUGGAGACACUGGUUCUUGCAAUGAAAUCUCUGAGCAUACCAUUGGUCAUCUGCAGAGCACUUUCAAUGCUUCAGCUCAUCCCUUCACCUCAAAUGCAGACCAUUGGCCCAUGCAUGGCAAUGUUCAGGUACAUCAGGAACUAUCCGAACCUUUGGCUGGAAAUUUCGGACGAGGUCGCGGCAUUUGGCAAAACCACUCAGGUUCAAUGACCAAUUUGUCUUCUACCAGUCUAUCCGGGCCAAGUUAUACCAACGGUCGCGAUGUCCGACUCUCUAGCCAAACCAGCAGUGGUGUGUACAGCACUGGUCCCAUCUCCCCUGUUGAUGCCAGCUAUCAGCAAGGACGAAACCUGCCUUUGCCCAAUGGUGCUCAAUCCUAUGGAGGCAACGAUCUGUUGGGUGUUACGUCUCAACUCGGAAUGAGACGUAACGCUCACCCACUUCGGAUCAACACUUCAGCUAUGAAUGAUAGCCUGGCUGCUCUCGGAAACUUUGCUCCUGCGUCCUCAGCACUGACUCCACCGCCCAUUACCCCUUCCAUGGGCUAUGGAACCAAUCAUUACAACUAUCAGCAACGUGGCCUGCCUCCGAUCUCACCUGCUGUCACUGACUUUCCAGGUUCGUCUGGACAAACUCCAGCCACUCCGUGGCCCAUUUCGGCUGGCGGCGUUGGUGGUCAGACAUAUGUUACGUCUCUCGAACCCAUGAAUUAUCGACGUCUUCUCGACAAGUCGGUCUCAUGUGAUUGGAAGUACAUUGUGGACAAGAUUGUUUGCAACAACGACCAGCAAGCAAGCAUCUUCUUGCAACAGAAACUCAAGGUCGGCACUGCUGAACAGAAGUAUGAGAUUGUCGAAUCGAUCGUCAACCAGGCCUAUCCAUUGAUGAUCAACCGCUUCGGCAAUUUUCUGGUCCAGCGUUGUUUCGAGCACGGAACUCCAGAACAGGUUGUUGCAAUUGCUAAUGCCAUCAAUGGCAACGUCCUUUCAUUGAGCAUGGACCCGUUCGGGUGCCAUGUUGUGCAGAAAGCCUUUGACUCAGUUCCUGAGGACCACAAGGCUGAGAUGGUUCGCGAGCUACUCCGACGCAUUCCAGACACUGUCAUUCAUCGUUAUGCUUGUCACGUCUGGCAAAAGUUGUUCGAGCUCAGAUGGAGUGGAGAACCACCUCAGAUCAUGUUGAAGGUCAACGAAGCUUUGCGUGGAAUGUGGCAUGAAGUGGCCUUGGGCGAGACAGGAAGUCUUGUUGUCCAAAACAUCUUCGAGAAUUGCGUCGAAGAUGAGAAGCGACCUGCGAUUGAAGAGGUGAUCAGCAACAUCGACCUGAUCGCCCAUGGCCAGUUUGGAAACUGGUGCAUUCAACAUCUGUGUGAGCACGGAUCUCCCCCAGACAAACGCCGAGUCAUCGACCACAUUCUUCACAAUGCAUACAACUACAGCAUCGACCAGUUUGCAUCCAAAGUUGUGGAGAAGUGCCUCAAAAUUGGGGGUCCCGAGUUCCUGGAUCGCUACCUCAGUGUCAUUACGACAGCACACCCGGAUCGACCACGCAUCCCGCUGAUUGACAUUGCUGGUGAUCAGUACGGCAACUAUCUCAUCCAAUGGAUCUUGAUGAACACUCAUCACCAUCAGCGAGAGCAAGUGGCGAUUCAUAUUCGAAAGCACAUGGUGUCGCUGCGUGGUUCCAAGUUUGGCUCCCGCGUUGCGAUGCUCUGCUGCAACCCGAAUUCUGUCACUCGACCAGGGCCAGGCGCAGCCGUGAAUCCAUUCGGUGCCCCGGGUCAGCCACGUAACCAGUGGGCUCGGUAUCGCUGAAAGCCAAGCACCAUGCCACUAAUCGACAUGAUGGCAAUCUCAUCUACUUAUGGAACAUCUCUGUCGAAAUGCACGGUAUGAUAGCAAUCGUCGAUACAAUAAGGAGCAUAUCCUACGGCUUGAAUACUCGCUCUUCGGCAGGGUAGGACAGCAGCGAAACUCGACCAAUGCGAUUGAACCACCUCGACGAGUCAUGUUGGCAUAUUUCAUACUUGUAUUUCUUUUAUCAGCACACGCGUUUGCACAUGGAACGAGCACCUGUGAUCAAUGUUGGGCAGUGGAGGGAUGAUUGGCUGUGGUGAUCCAUAUCUCCAGGGGCGUGGGGCAGGGCCAAAAGUAUGUUGCGGAAUGUGACCAUGGAGCAAGGAUAUCUAUCUUUCUUAACGGUGCAUUCUAGCCAGAUGCAUGGUACUGGAAGUGAAAGGAUAUGUCCUGUUAUCGAGUCAAGUCAUGCACAAGCACGCGGAAUAGUCACAGAGCAUGUAAUUAGUUAGCAUAGGC
This is a messenger RNA of Exophiala mesophila, 2840 nucleotides long. RefSeq lists its product as uncharacterized. Lineage: Eukaryota; Fungi; Ascomycota; Eurotiomycetes; Chaetothyriales; Herpotrichiellaceae. Gene Ontology annotation, biological process: post-transcriptional regulation of gene expression. The coding region runs from base 120 to 2339 and encodes 739 amino acids. Gene Ontology annotation, cellular component: cytoplasm. The transcript is spliced from 3 exons. The record is from RefSeq and is a predicted model, not a curated record. Gene Ontology annotation, molecular function: mRNA 3'-UTR binding.